This is a messenger RNA of Oldenlandia corymbosa var. corymbosa, 2611 nucleotides long. Lineage: Eukaryota; Viridiplantae; Streptophyta; Magnoliopsida; Gentianales; Rubiaceae. The record is from the annotation of a GenBank genome assembly.
AUGUGUGCUAAUCUCUCUCUGAAUGAACCGAAAAAGGCUCCUUUAGCUGAAUCGGUCGGGAGAAAACUUGGAUCUGGCAAUUGUCUGGUGGGAAAGGUCAUUGCACCAAAGGGUCGUUUCUUGAGUCAUAAUGAAAUUGCCAACCAUUUUUGGAAGUAUUGGAAUGUGCAACAUAGUUUUCACCAUAUGGAUGCUGGUCGGAAUACUGUUUUCUUCAAGUUUAACUCCCCAGUAGAUCUACGAAGGGUUCAACAAGGUUCUCCAUGGACAAUUGAUACGGGGUUUGCCUUAUGGUUGAUGAACAAGGACGCUGCUGAGUCCAUCGGGAAUGUUAUUGGUCAAUUCGUAGAAUCUGAUUGUGAUCAGGAUGGCCUUGCAAUCGGUGUAUGUUUGCGUACUCGGGUCUCUAUUGACAUCACAAAGUCACUUUGUCAAUCAGUGGAGGUCAACUUCAAAGACAUGAUUUAUGCUUGUGAAAUUAGCUAUGAAAGGCUCCCUGAUUUUUGUUAUUUUUGCGAAAUAAUUGGCCACACUAAUCAGGAUUGUGAAGCAAAGAUCCUAAGUAAUACCACCCAUGAGACAAUCAUCAAUUUCAAGAAAACUCUUCGGGCAGCUUCAGUCACUGGUUGUUCUUCAUCAUCAUCAGGAUCUUCGAGUGGAAAUUGGAGGAGAUCAUGUUCUGAUAGCCAAGACAAUUCGGGUAAUAAAACCUUAUAUCGACCUCCCAAACAAAGAGACAAUUUCGAAAGCAGGAAAUCCACUCACCCGAAGCCUAUGAUUGUUUCUGAACCCUUUGAUUCUACCAAAAAUAUUGCUGUUUCUUCACUCCCUACCCCAUUGCCUUCAAAACCACCACCCUCACCCUCUGAUGAACUUGUUCAUGAAGUAGCAUCUCAAUCCCCACCCCAUUCCCCCACCGAAACCCAUCCCGUUCCCCUUAUUACCUACCCUAGUUCUCCACCACAACAACAAAGCUCCUCCUCUGAAGUUAACCUAAUCCCGGAUCAACCUUCUAGUCCUUUUUUACAUGCUGUUCCAGUGGCAUUUGAUUCUCCGUCCCGUCGAGUUGCUAAGACCUUAACAAAGUAUAAUACACGUAAAAGUCUUUCUGUGGUGUCCAACGGAAGGGGAAGAGGAAGAGGCAGGGGGACACGACGAAAGUUGCAAGUCACUGAGAAAGUCGAGUUAGUUGGCAUAGAGGUUGCUAGUAAAAGGAAGCUCGAUUCCGAUCUUACAUCUGAAGGAGGGAAGCGAAGAAGGGCUUCUGUUGAAACCUGGAUUAAGGAGGAGGGUAAUAAGUGGACACAAUACCCUGAUUGGAAGGAUAAGUGGCUUCCUGAGGCUCCCCUUUGGGUUCCUACCCCGCCGGUUGGGCUCCCGGAGGAUAGUGUCAUCAGUUUGCUGAUUGAUGAGGAGACUGGUUGGUGGAAUCAUACUCUGAUCAGACAGCUCUUUCCUCAGGAUGUUUGUAUCCAAGUUUUUUCUAUUCAGCUAGGCGAUUUGCAGGCAUCGGAUUCUUAUAUCUGGUCGCCAAAUCGAUCAGGGAGACACACAGUCAAGUCAGCCUACCAUCUUGCUCUCAAUCUACACAAUCCGACAGCUAAAAGUUCUGCUUCGCAAGCACAAAAUUAGAAAAAACUUUGGAGGCUCUCACUGCCACCAAGAAUUCAGCAUUUUCUAUGGAGAUGUCUUUGAAACUCGUUGCCAACAUUAGAGAAUCUAGCAAUCAGGCAUUUGACUUUUGAUCCACAGUGCUGCUUUUGUGGUACCACAGAUUACAGCUCAAUUCAUCUGUUCUUCCUCUGUCCAUUUGCGCAGCAAGUGUGGUCUUUUGCAGGCCUUCACCACAUGAUUAUGCUCUUCCAAGGUCAUAGUUUCCAGCAAUGGUUCUGUGAUCUGUUUGAUGCGUUGGACAGAGUAAAAGCUUAACACUUUGGCUUCAUCUGUAACGUCCUGUUGCAAUGUAGAAAUGGUAAGGUGUUCACGGAGAAAUCUUGCUCACCUUGGGGGGUAAUUCUGUCGGCUACAACCAUGUUGCAAGCAUGGAAGCAAUCGAAAUCAGAAAAUGCUGAAAUGUCCCAUUUUACCGUUGAUUCUGUUUUUCGUCCAGCAGCAGGGAAAGUGACCAUAUACUUUGAUGCUGGCAUCUCACAUUGGAACAGGGUUGCUGGUUUUGGAAUAUAUAUUGCAAACCCUGAUGGUGGUUUUCGCAAUGCUUUCGCUUCCUAUGCAUCCAACGUUUCCGAUUCAGACUUGCCGAACUAAUGGCACUAAGAGAAGCAUUGAGGACUACCCAACGUUUGUGCCUUACCGACUUUCAGAUUGUCGGGGACUCCCUCAACACGAUCCUGGUUGGCCGUGAAGAAGUUGAAGGUCCAUCCGCAGUAGCUCCGUUUAUCCAAGAUAUUAAACAUCUCUCACGAAGUCUCCCCAACUCUAAUUUGUUUUGGAUUAGCCGUUUAGAGAAUGGUUUAGCUCAUGAAAUUGCUUUUUAUGCAAAAUCUUGUAAAGCGAGGGACGUCCUUUGGUCGUCACCUCCGGAUUAGUUAUCAUUCAGUGCUAGCUGAUUCCAGCUUUGUUAUAAUAUUCCUUCUUUAAAAAAAAGCCUGAC